Drosophila subpulchrella is the source of this 582-nucleotide messenger RNA. It is a transcript of the gene SmD2, whose product is annotated as probable small nuclear ribonucleoprotein Sm D2. The transcript is spliced from 2 exons. Gene Ontology annotation, molecular function: RNA binding. Lineage: Eukaryota; Metazoa; Arthropoda; Insecta; Diptera; Drosophilidae. The coding region runs from base 157 to 516 and encodes 119 amino acids. The record is from RefSeq and is a predicted model, not a curated record. Gene Ontology annotation, cellular component: U5 snRNP; catalytic step 2 spliceosome; U1 snRNP. Gene Ontology annotation, biological process: spliceosomal snRNP assembly; RNA splicing.
CGAUAGUGCCAUCGCUAGCGGGCCAUCUCUAGAAAUCCAGCAAAGGAAGAAGCCGCGCUAGAAAAGUUUUUGCCGACAAUAAACGCAAAAAAAGAACUGAAGAGCGAAAUACAAAGACUUUAUACUGCAUUUACCAAGCUAUAAGUACAAUCCGUCAUGGCUCUUGUGAAACCAAAAUCAGAACUCACUCCGGAGGAGCUGGCCCGCCAGGAGGAGGAGGAGUUCAACACCGGGCCGCUGUCCGUGCUCACACAAUCCGUGAAGAACAACACCCAGGUGCUCAUCAAUUGCCGCAACAACAAGAAGCUCCUGGGCAGGGUGAAGGCCUUUGACCGCCACUGCAACAUGGUCCUGGAAAACGUCAAGGAAAUGUGGACGGAGCUGCCGCGCACGGGAAAGGGCAAGAAGAAGGUGAAGCCCGUUAACAAGGACCGCUUCAUAUCGAAGAUGUUCCUGCGCGGAGACUCCGUGAUCCUGGUACUCAGAAACCCCCUGGCCACGGCGGCCGGAAAAUAGUCUACCAUAGCCAUAGCGUACAGUUACCGAUAACCACCAACUACAAUCAAUAAACUUAAAACCCGA